Molecule: messenger RNA, 1320 nt
Organism: Penicillium antarcticum
Lineage: Eukaryota; Fungi; Ascomycota; Eurotiomycetes; Eurotiales; Aspergillaceae
Exons: 5
Coding region: 1-1320 (439 amino acids)
Molecular function (GO): protein binding
Source: RefSeq, a predicted model, not a curated record
AUGUCCUCCAACAUGGAAGCAAGUGAGAUGUCCCUGCCAUUCACUCGAAAGCUAGUUGCCACACACCUCCCGCUUGGACAAGCAAAGAACAUUCUCGACCUUCCCAACGAGAUCCUCCAACAAGUUGCCAGCCUCCUCUCAACUGAUCAGGAUGUCCUUCAUCUCUCUCAGACAUGCAAGGCAAUAUGGGCUCAAAUUUAUGCCCCAGAGUCAGCCCUCUGGCGAACUCUUUUUGCCAACCGCUACGACGUUCUAUCUCUCCGACCCUCGAACGAGUUCAGAAACGAGUAUCUCAUUCGAGCCAUUAUCCUUGGUGCAAAAUUUCACUUCGCAGAAAAGGAAGAUGACCGGCAGAACAUGUGCAUGGAAGUGAUGAAGACGAUGCUCGAAGAAGUCAUUACAGUUCAUCUCAAAGCAGGUUGUCCCUCCAAGACAUUAGACCGACUUCGAGUAUCUCUCAGUACUAUGGACUUUCUCAAAUGCCCCCAGAAAAAUGAACCAUCCGAGCGGUUCUUCGCUCUCCAGCUGGCUAUGACUCCCCUUGCACUCGACUCGACAAUUACCCGAGCAUGUCACAGGGAUGAUUAUAAUCUGGCUACGAUCUACUCAUUCGGCGAACAAUUGGGCAUGCCAUUCAUUGGCCAUAACGACCUCAAUCUCGAGAGAGUGCUGCAAAUGCGGAGCUUCUGGCAACGUCACUUGUUGACCGAGUCAGAGCUUACCUACCAUGAGACCUUCGCAUCUCUUCCUGCGCACCUAAAGCCCGGGGUCCGAAAGGUCCACGCAAAGGAUUUGAGCGAGCUGAGUACCUCAUGGCUGGGUCUGUACUCUUGCCUGCACCCCCUGCCUGAUUCGUUGGAGGAACUCACCGACCUCAACCGCCAGACAUGCGCUGAUUUGGAGGACCAUGCCGAUGCAAUCGAAGUCAUGACACUCAAAGUCAAAUCACAGCCAGACGUGGAGGUUUUCUGGCCGGAGGUGUGCACCAUGAUUGCGCCCCCAGUUGGGCCCGCGACUGGCCGCACGUAUUUCCAGGGCAAACAGAUGAUACAUGAAAACCCUGGCGAGGAGGACAAUACUGUUUUCGGAUUUACCGAAGACAUAGAGGUAACCUUUGGCGGUAUCGGUGGAUGGAAGCGCAUUUGCUUCACCAUCUGCCAGGGCGACACCAGCACGGACUUCGGCAGUAAAAUGGCCGGGGAUGACUGGGUGCACUGCUAUGAGGCCUUGAUAAUUCCAGGAGGACGGGCAAUGCUGGGACGCUGGGUGGACGCAAAGAACGAGACAGGUCGGGGGCCUUUCAUUUUCUGGGAUUUGUGA